AUGAUAAAGUCGGUGAGAAGGAUGCUAUUGACAGUGUGCAAUCAACAACCCAUCGACGAUGAGACCCUGAGCACGGCCCUGAUCGAAGUAGAGCGCAUAUUAAACAAUAGGCCUUUCAAACUAGUCGCGAGUGAAGCCACGGGUCUCGCACUUACGCCAAACGACUUGAUUGUUUUGAGACCGAAUUACGGACUGACAGUAACACAAAAUAUUACUCGAGCGGUUGGAAGCAAGCCCCUAGCGGGAGUUUUCUGGAAGCGGUGGGUCCGAGAGUACUUGCCUACUCUACAGGCACGACAGAAGUGGAUACUCAGAGAAAGAAGCUUUCGAGUUGGUUACAUAGUGUUGCUGGCGGAUGGACGAUUGCAGCGAGAUGAAUGGCUCAUGGCGGUCGCCAAGGAAUGCCUCCCGGAUAAAGACGGUCUCAUACGCACGGUUAAAGUGAAAACGGCAGCCGGCGAAAUCCUGUGA
Messenger RNA from Echinostoma caproni, 471 nucleotides. NCBI's taxonomy places the organism in Eukaryota, Metazoa, Platyhelminthes, Trematoda, Plagiorchiida, Echinostomatidae. The record is from the annotation of a GenBank genome assembly.